CUAUACCUGACUGACACCGCAUAUACUAAAGCUGCAAUGCUCCCCUACAAUUGGAGCCAACUUGCAUUCAUCAUACCGCCUGCAUCGGGGUCUGCCUGCAUGAAGCUAAUGUUGUGGGGUGGUGAGUGUGAUGGUGAACGAUUCAUGCAUACUGGUGCGGAGAUAGUUGCGAUAAAUCUUCAUACUCUGAACGGACCUGCUCGGGAUGAUUCUAGGAUCCGAGAUCACCCCCUCUUCCCCCCCCCCAAAUUAUGCAACUAGGAAACGCGGGAGCGCCUCGGUGUGACACAGAUGGAUUUCAAGAAUAGGCGAAGUGGACCAGGAAAUGAAGCCGUUCGUCCGGCGCAAU
This is a messenger RNA of Aspergillus piperis CBS 112811, 349 nucleotides long. RefSeq lists its product as uncharacterized. The record is from RefSeq and is a predicted model, not a curated record. Bases 37 to 261 code for a protein of 74 amino acids. NCBI's taxonomy places the organism in Eukaryota, Fungi, Ascomycota, Eurotiomycetes, Eurotiales, Aspergillaceae. The transcript has a single exon.